This is a messenger RNA of Zophobas morio, 1948 nucleotides long. Its product is annotated as actin-related protein 8-like. Gene Ontology annotation, biological process: regulation of DNA-templated transcription; double-strand break repair. The transcript is spliced from 20 exons. The record is from RefSeq and is a predicted model, not a curated record. NCBI's taxonomy places the organism in Eukaryota, Metazoa, Arthropoda, Insecta, Coleoptera, Tenebrionidae. Gene Ontology annotation, cellular component: Ino80 complex. The coding region runs from base 5 to 1948 and encodes 647 amino acids.
UUCUAUGAAUGCAGCGGUAACUCCAGAAGAUUUUGCUUCUGAUGCAGUGGAGUCUGGAAAGUCUGAUUCGGAAGACAUUCACUAUUCAAAUAUAUUAGUGAUCGAACCCGGCUCGAAAAACUUAAAGUUCGGAUUGGCUCAUUCUGUUUUUCCCCACGUGAUUCCCCAUGUCUUGGCCAGAAGACUGCGCACUCCUCGUUCUUGCGCUUCCGCACUUCUUGAAAGAAAUGGAGGAAGAAUAGAGGAGAAUAAAGGAAAUAACCACAACGAAUUAGAAAAAAAUUCUCAAGAGAAAGAACUUCAUGAGCAAACCGUUAACUUCAUUAACGAGAAUUAUAAGUUCAAGCCAGGAUUUAGAAAACCUCCUUUCAAUACUGCCAACAUCACGGCGUUUAAUAUGAGCUGCCAUCCGGAAACAGUUCCGCAUCACUUGGAUGACCUAGAGGUCCCGUGGGUCGACCUCAAGCAAGAGGGCCGCCCCGAGCUACUUGUAGGUGAAGAGGUCUUUCUGAUUGAAAACGACGACUAUUAUGAAACGGUGUGGCCCAUUAAAAAAGGGAAUACCGACAAAAGCCGGUCGGUCGAGUUUCUCAGGAUGACGCUCUACCAACUCUGGACUAGAGCGUUUCAAAAAUACCUAAAUCUCAGUGCAAAAAACUUGGAGGAGUACCACGUGGUCCUUGUUGUCCCCAAUACGGUCACCAGAAAGCACGUGAAGUUGCUUUGCGAGGUCGUCAUGGACAUGAUGAGGUGCCGGGCUGUCCUCGUGCACCAGCAAGCACUCUGCGCCACGUUUGGGGCGGGUGUGCCCUCCGCAUGUGUGGUUGACAUCGGCGCAGAGACCACAUCGGUGUGCUGCGUGGAGGACGGGAGUAUCGUGGCUUCCAGCAAUCACAGACUCGACUACGGAGGCGACGACGUUACUCGUGCUCUCUACUACUUUUUGUCCGGGAUUGGCUUUCCAUACGCGACCUGCGACCCGGAUAAUCGACUGGACUGGUGUCUGCUCGAUGAGAUAAAGCAGCAUCACUGCCAUCUUAACGAGAACGCUAUAAGAACAGAGAUCCGUCAUUUUCACGUGCGGAGACCAAAUAAAAAGACGCAAAAGUACAGCGUUAAGUUUGCGGAGGAAGUUUACCGCUCGGCAUUGGUGCUUUUUCUGGGGACUGGACACCGCCUCUUAGCAGAACCCGUUGGGGAAGUGGACCACGAGGAUAUCCUCGAGGAUGGGUCGCUUGGCGCUUUCCACGCGCUGAAAGGAAAUGUGCUGAGCUCCAAAAAAGAGGAGCUCGUCGAGGGCAAACCCACUUGUUACUACUGCAAGCAUCCCCUAUGCCGGCAGAACUUUGAAAGCCUUCGUUCCCUGAGGAGCCACAUGAAGCACAAGCACGUUAUAAGGACGGAGGAAGGCUACUUCUGUGAUUGGGAGAACUGCGCCCGCUACAAGAAGCCGUUCGCCCACAAGCCAUCUAUCAUCUCGCACCUGAAGAUCCACAUGCCCGACUCCGACAUCUUCCAGCCAUCUGCUUUGCACGCGGAGAGCCACAGCGAGCAAACAGCUCGCCACGAUGAUCGACAAGAGGCUAAUGUUAAAACACCGUCCGACCCCCCCGUUGACUUGGAGUCCACCAUAUGCUACUGUUUACAACGCUUGUCGGACGACUCCAGAAAGAAACUGCAAGGCUGCGUGCUGCUAUCCGGCGGAGGACUUCUCAUCAGAAACUUUGCUGAGGCGCUCCAGGCGAGGUUAAACAGGGCUCUUGAGGGGGACCACGUGGCAACCGUUGUACAUUCGAGGGACAUCGAACCGCCUAUUCUAGCGUGGAAGGGAGCCUCUAUUCUGGCUCGCUUAAACCACGCGGUUGAUCUGUGGGUGCCGGCCGAGAAGUGGAAGCAAAGGGGUCUAACAGCUGUCCGGGAGGCGUCGCCCGUUGUAUUUAAUGCUUAA